This is a messenger RNA of Urocitellus parryii (Arctic ground squirrel), 2492 nucleotides long. RefSeq names its product Bardet-Biedl syndrome 2 (gene Bbs2). Gene Ontology annotation, molecular function: protein binding. The record is from RefSeq and is a predicted model, not a curated record. Gene Ontology annotation, cellular component: ciliary basal body; neuron projection; membrane. Gene Ontology annotation, biological process: non-motile cilium assembly. Lineage: Eukaryota; Metazoa; Chordata; Mammalia; Rodentia; Sciuridae.
GUGCGUGUAGCCGCGAGAAUCGGCGGCGGGGCGUGCGARCUUGGUUUGGGGCCUUUUCGCCUCCGGCCCGAGGCAUCGGGGGCUGGGGGUUCUUGUCCCCGCGCCCCUCGCCGGCCUCGGGCGCCGGCCUCGGGCGCCAGCCCACUACCGAGCAGCCGCCGCCGCCACCAUCAUGCUGCUGCCCGUGUUCACCCUGAAACUACGCCACAAAAUCAGCCCCCGCAUGGUGGCUAUAGGGCGCUACGACGGGACUCACCCGUGCCUGGCGGCCGCCACCCAAGCGGGCAAGGUUUUUAUUCACAAUCCUCAUACACGGAGCCAGCAUUUCAGUGCAUCCAGAGUCCUCCAGAGCCCCCUGGAGUCUGAUGUUUCUCUUCUCAACAUUAACCAGGCGGUCAGCUGCCUGACUGCAGGAAAGCUGAACCCUGAGCUUGGCUGCGAUGUCCUUUUGGUGGGGACACAGACGAAUCUUUUGGCUUAUGAUGUCUAUAAUAAUUCAGAUUUGUUCUACAAAGAGGUAGCAGAUGGGGCAAAUGCCAUUGUAYUGGGGACAUUGGGAGAUAUUUCCACUCCUCUUGCCAUUAUUGGUGGAAAUUGUGCCCUGCAGGGUUUUGACCAUGAAGGAAAUGAUCUCUUUUGGACGGUUACUGGAGACAAUGUUCAUUCCUUGGCCUUGUGUGACUUUGAUGGUGAUGGAAAGAAAGAGCUUCUUGUUGGAUCUGAGGAUUUUGAUAUCCGAGUUUUUAAAGAAGAUGAGAUUGUGGCAGAAAUGACAGAAACAGAGAUAAUCACCUCUCUGUGUCCCAUGUAUGGCAGUCGAUUUGGUUAUGCCCUUUCCAAUGGCACAGUUGGAGUUUAUGACAAAACAGCUCGAUACUGGAGAAUAAAAUCCAAAAAUCAUGCCAUGAGUAUUCAUGCCUUUGACCUUAAUUCUGAUGGAGUGUGUGAACUGAUAACCGGUUGGUCCAAUGGGAAGGUUGAUGCUCGAAGUGACCGAACUGGGGAGGUCAUCUUUAAAGACAACUUCUCUUCUGCCAUUGCUAGUGUGGUCGAGGCGGAUUACCGGAUGGAUGGCCACGUACAGUUAAUCUGCUGCUCAGUGGAAGGGGAAAUCCGGGGCUACCUGCCAGGCACCACUGAGAUGAGGGGAAACCUCAUGGACACCAGUGUGGAGCAGGACCUGAUCCGAGAGCUGAGUCAAAAAAAGCAGAAUCUGUUGCUAGAACUCCGUAACUACGAGGAAAACGCCAAGGCUGAACUGAGCAGUCCACUGAAUGAGGGCGAUGGGCAAAGAGGCAUAAUCCCAGCCAACACCAAGCUCCACACUGCGCUCUCCGUCAAGCUGGGGACUGAGAAGCAAGCUGCUCACGUGGAGUUGUGCAUCUCCACUUCCAAUGACACUAUCAUCCGGGCAGUGUUGAUUUUUGCCGAGGGAAUUUUUGUAGGUGAAAGCCACGUGGUACAUCCCAGCGUUCACAACCUUUCCAGCUCCAUCCGUGUCCCGGUUUCACCUCCCAAGGAUGUCCCGGUGGAUCUGCACUUGAAAACCUUUGUGGGUUACAGAAGCAGCACCCAGUUCCAUGUAUUUGAAUUGACAAGACAGCUCCCCCGAUUCUCUAUGUACGCACUGACCAGCCCACACAACGCCAGUGAACCCGUCAGCUAUGUUAACUUUAUCAUUGCCGAACGGGCACAGAGGAUUGCUAUAUGGCUCAACCAGAACUUUCUGUUACCAGAAGACACYAACAUUCAGAAUGCUCCAUUUCAAGUAUGUUUCACAUCAUUACGAAAUGGCGGCCAUCUCUACAUAAAAAUAAAACMUAGUGGAGAGAUCACAGUAAAUACUGAUGAUAUUGACUUGGCUGGUGAUAUUAUCCAGUCGAUGGCUUCAUUUUUUGCUGUUGAAGACCUUCAGGUAGAAGCAGAUUUUCCUGUCUACUUUGAAGAGUUACGAAAGGUGCUGGUUAAGGUGGAUGAGUAUCAUUCAGUGCACCAGAAGCUCAGUGCUGACAUGGCUGAUAAUUCCAAUCUGAUCCGAAGUUUGCUGGUCCAAGCUGAGGAUGCUCGUCUGAUGAGGAACAUGAAAACAAUGAAGAAUCGCUAUAUGGAACUCUAUGAUCUUAAUAAAGACUUGCUAAAUGGAUAUAAAAUUCGCUGUAACAAUCACACUGAACUAUUAGGAAAUCUUAAAGCAGUAAAUCAAGCAAUUCAAAGAGCUGGGCGUCUGCGUGUUGGAAAACCGAAGAACCAGGUGAUCUCUGCUUGUCGGGAUGCUAUUCGAAGCAACAAUAUCAACACCCUGUUCAGAAUCAUGCGGGUGGGGACAGCUCCUUCAUAGAGAGGAGGAAAUAGGGAAUAAGUUUCUGGACAGAAGGUUUUCCCUAACACUCUAGGUGGGUAUGCUUUGGGUCACAUCCUGGUGAACCAGGGUGCUAAGGAUGUAAAACAGCCUUGGUGAGCUAUACAGGCUAAAGACAAGGCACUGCAUCUGA